Molecule: messenger RNA, 1689 nt
Organism: Baudoinia panamericana UAMH 10762
Lineage: Eukaryota; Fungi; Ascomycota; Dothideomycetes; Mycosphaerellales; Teratosphaeriaceae
Exons: 5
Coding region: 1-1689 (562 amino acids)
Source: RefSeq, a predicted model, not a curated record
AUGGCUCCCAGUAUUUCUGGUUUGGCUAUUGCUGCCUUCGGCAUAUGGCUAGCCGGUAGCGUGACGGCUCAAAGUGCAAACGCAUCACUGCCUGUUGUUGAUCUUGGCUACGAACUACACCAAGCCUCCUUCUACAACUCCACAGGCGGAUUCUACAACUUCAGCAACAUCAGAUACGCAGCUCCACCGACUGGUGCGAACCGCUUCCGUGCUCCACAGCCACCAGCGACGAACCGCACUGCCAUUCAGCAAGGCACUCCAGGACGCAUUUGCCCACAAGCUGGCGUGGCUUGGGGUGCGAUUGCAACCCCAUUCAUUGCCGCCUACCUCUCCGGUCAAACACAGUUCAACUCGUCAUCCUUCAACAUCAGCACUGCAAGUAGCGGCAGUCUUCCAGUGCAGGAUCCUCGCUCUACUGAAGACUGCUUGUUCUUGGAUGUUGUCGUGCCAGAGGCGAUUCUCAACAAUGCCGGGAAAGGCUACGGGGCUCCGGUUCUGGUGUGGAUCUACGGUGGCGGCUACACCAUGGGCGACAAGUCUGGCUCCGGCAACCCUGCUGGUCUGCUGCAGCAGAGCGAAGCCAAUAACGGUGGGGGUGUUAUUUACGUCAGCAUGAACUACCGUCUUGGCGCUUUCGGGUGGCUUUCAGGCCCAACUUUUCAGACUAAUGGAGACGCCAACGCUGGUCUGCUCGACCAACGCUUCGCGCUUGAGUGGGUUCAACAACACAUUGCUGCCUUUGGCGGAGAUCCAAACAGAGUGACCGUUUUCGGCGAGUCGGCCGGUGGCGGGAGCAUCAUGCACCAGAUUACAGCCUACGGCGGCCGCAAUGGCUCAGCUCCGUUCCAGCAGGCCAUCCCGCAAUCUCCCGGCUUCGCCCCAAUAGUCUCAAACCAGCAGCAGGAGCAGAUCUUCAACGGCUUUCUCUCGCUCUUGAAUGUUUCGACCAUCGAACAAGCUCGCAAUCUCUCAUUCACCGCUCUUCAGACGGCGAACAUUAUCCAAGUCGGCGGCUCACCGUACGGGGGCUUCACGUAUGGCCCGGCUGUCGAUGGCAACUUCGUUCCAGCCCUACCAGGCGAGUUAUUGCUGCACGGGCAGUAUGACAAGAACCUACGCAUCAUGGUCGGCCACAACGCAAACGAGGGCCUACUCUUCACCUCCCCAUUUGUCCAGAACGACACCGCCUUCGUCACCAACCUACAGACGACUCUGCCGACUCUGCGCGCCUGGCCGCAAAUUCUCAGCUACAUUAUGAACACUUUAUACCCACCCGUUUUCGACGGCAGCCAGGCAAUGGGCUACACCAACCAGAUCGCCCGUGCCGCGGCGCUGACCAGCGAGCUCGUCUUCACGUGCAAUACCUUCUACCUCGACAAGGCGUACGGUAACAACACGUACUCGUACUUCUUCACUGUCCCGCCGGCGCUGCAUGGCCAAGACGUAGCCUAUACCUACUACAACGGCCCUUCGGCCUCGGUGCUGAACAGCACAGUGGCGGUCACGCUGCAGCAAUACAUCACUCGCUUCGCGGAGACGGGCAUGCCGAAUGAGGCCGGCGCGCCGUACUUUAACAUGUACGGCAGUAAUGCGACGGUGGAGGUGCUGAAUGUGUCGCGCAUCAGCGCUGCGAUGGAUCCGACUGCGAAUCAACGGUGCAACUUUUGGCAGAAGGCACUUUACGUAUAA